GGUCUCCAUUUCUCCCUCUCUUUUACAUAUGGAACCCUCAAUAAUAGCAUCUCUGUACUUGCCCACUAUACACACUCACACUCCAGAGCUUCUUGUCUAAUAAUCUGUUCAAUCUUGUGUAUCUUCAUGGGGAAAAUCAAACUCGGAAUCAAUGGAUUUGGAAGAAUUGGAAGAUUGGUCACAAGAGUGGCUUUGCAAAGAGACGAUAUUGAUCUUGUUUGCAUUAACGACCCCUACAUCACGGCCGACUACAUUGUCUACAUGUUCAAGCACGACACUGUUCACGGUGCAUGGAAGAAUUGCGAUGUGAAACUUAAGAAUGCAAACCACGUUUACUUUGGUAACAAGGAAGUCACCAUUUUUGCAAUCAGCCGAGAAGACGAAAUCCCUUGGUCCGGCCCCGGAGCCGAAUACAUCGUGGAUGCCUCUGGUACUGCCACCGAAAUCGAAUUUGCUCAGGGCCAUUUGAAGGGCGGAGCAAAGAAGGUUAUUGUCACUUGCCCGUGUGAUGGUGCUCCUGCGUUUGUUGUGGGUGUCAAUGAGAAGGAAUACAAGCCGGAGCUUAAUGUUAUUUCCGGUGCUAGUUGCACCACCAACUGCCUUGCCCCCCUUGCAAAGGUCAUUCAUGAUAAAUUUGGUAUCAUCGAGGGUCUGAUGAGCACUGUUCACUCAGUUACUGCUAGCCAAAGAGGUGUUGAUGGAACAUGUCCUAAUGAUUGGAGACCUGGAAAAGCUGCACCAACUAUCAAAGAUUGGAGAAUUGGAAGAGCUGCUUAUAUCAACAUCAUUCCCACUACUACCGGAGCUGCUAAGGCUGUUGGUAAAGUUCUACCUGACCUGGAUGGUAAAUUGACCGGAAUGUCAUUCCGUGUUCCUAGUCUUGAUGUUUCGGUGGUAGACCUAACAGUGAGGCUAGAAAAGCCGGCUACGUAUGAGGAAAUAAAAGCUGCCAUCAAGGAAGAGUCUGAGGGAAACCUGAAGGGAAUCUUGGGUUACACUGAAGAUGAUGUGGUCUCUACCGACUUUGAGCAUGACAGCAGGUCAAGUAUUUUUGAUGCAAAGGCCGGAAUUGCUUUGAACGAUAACUUCCACAAGUUGGUCGCAUGGUACGACAACGAGUGGGGAUACAGCACUCGCAUCGUUGACUUGAUGACCUACAUUGCGUCGUUUGAUUCAGCAUAAGGCAGCAAUAAAAGUAGUAUUGAAUCAAUGUCGAUAGUAUAUGUGUAGAUUUCGGUUCAUGGUUAACAGAUGCAGCAGCGGAAAAAUUUUUUGAUUCUAACAUAUGAACUCAAAAUUGGUCUGUGCCUGAUUAGAUGCUUCAGUACUUUGUAUUAGAGUAGCUAGAUCAGACAUUUUCACUAUUUGUGAAGUGUGGACAUUCCAGCUUUGACAAUUUCAGCUUUAUCCUAUUUAAAAUAGGAGUCUCUUACAAGCAUUAUAAUAUCAGAGUUGGUGGCCUUUCCGUU
Messenger RNA from Rosa rugosa (rugosa rose), 1469 nucleotides. RefSeq names its product glyceraldehyde-3-phosphate dehydrogenase, cytosolic-like. Gene Ontology annotation, biological process: glucose metabolic process. Gene Ontology annotation, molecular function: NADP binding; oxidoreductase activity, acting on the aldehyde or oxo group of donors, NAD or NADP as acceptor; NAD binding. The transcript has 12 exons. The record is from RefSeq and is a predicted model, not a curated record. The coding region runs from base 127 to 1182 and encodes 351 amino acids. NCBI's taxonomy places the organism in Eukaryota, Viridiplantae, Streptophyta, Magnoliopsida, Rosales, Rosaceae.